AUGGACCGACGACUUUCUUCUCCCGGUAUGGCUCUAUGUUCUGUGAGAACUGUUUUUUUUUUCUCCGACAUAUUUUCAUUGAUACCACUGAAUAUCAACAUGAAAAAAAGGUGAAAUGUGCAGAUGAUUGCUCGCAAGUUGGUUCGUUCCAUUGUACCUCCAACUUCUCAAAUCGUAACAUGUGAGUCUGAAACAGCUGCGAAAUAACUUAUUCAGAUUGGAAUUCGUUUUUUUUCGAUCAAAAAUAUCCUUAAAAAUGUUAAGAAAGAAUUGAGUUCGCGAAAAACUUCUAUUUUUUUCUUCUUUUUACAAUGAAAAGUGUUUGUCAGAAAGACAGAUCACUACGAGAGAGACGUGAAGCCGAGCAAGUUGCUGGUGAUGAGACAUUCGGAAAGAGUCGACGACUGUUUCCCAGGCUGGAUCGAGAAGAGCAACGUCGGCGGCAACUACGUGCCCUACGAUCUCAACAUGGUCUCAUCUUUAUUUUUUUUGUUUUUUGGUCCAAAUAUGACCUGAAAGAUGUCAUUUUCUGAAUUUCAUUUUUUGCCGCUGAGCAGUUGAAGAGGAGUGAAGCUGUCCAUUAAAGUCUGCAAAACUGUUCCUUACUGCGAAAUAAUCCUUUUUAUUUGGCUUACAUGAACAACUUGAGGAGUUUUCAACGAUUCAAAUUUAAAUGAUAAACAGCCUUUUUCAUGUCCUUUUUUGAGGAGUAAUGAAAUCGGUCAGUGAGCAGAAGGUCGAUGAAAAUGAAAAAAAAAAACAAAAAAACACUUGAUGAACAUUUUUUCACCCCAAACACUCUGAUUGUGAGAAAAUUUCUAAUUGUGCCUGAGAUGAAUAAAACGACAAAUCGAUUGAGCCCUCACGUCUGCCGGUGCAACGGCCACUCCGCGAGUUCAUCAACGAUACUCCGCUCACUCGUUCUGGGAUUGUCAUCGCUCAGAUGGUCGGCCGCGGCAUUCUGAUGGCCGACGUCGUCCCAGGUAUCCGCCAGCUGACACUGUUUCCGAACCAACGAAUCCAGAUAUCAUUUACUGCUCUCCUGCACUUCGAUGUCUGCAGACAGCGACGUGGGUACGAGAAAUUUGCGGAUCUAAAGGCCUUCUAAGGUUGAAGAAACAACUUUUCUGAAGCUUGAGAUGAAAUGUACAGAGUCGAACCAGGACUUUUCGAGAACUGCACAUUGUAUCCAGACGGAAGUCCCAUAUUUGUUAGCCCUAUCCAGCGGCUUGCGUUUCCUGUCGACAAGAGCUACCGUCCAAUCUACAGACAAGAUAAUGUUCGAUCUAUUUACAUUCUUUUUCUUUUUAGGCCUAGAUAUGUGCGAAAUAAGAGCUGCCAGUUCGAGUAACCGACAAAAAUGGUUAUUCGCUCUAUACCUUACAGGUUAUUAGCGUUAUAAUAACGUUCUGAAGUAAAAUACAAUGAAAUAAUUCCCAAUAGCGAAAAAAACGCCAAUCUGAACAAACUAAAAAAAACUGACUAAGUGAACUUUUCAGUUAUUCAAAGGCAAAGAAGUCAUAGAAGCUUACAACGACCGGUUGCGGGACACGCUCGAAGCUAUUGCAGAGCAGAGCGAAAUAGUAACAGGAAACAAAAAACUCACAAUUUUGGUGAGUGAAGAACUUUUGAGAAGCAAGGUUCAUCUUUUUCAUGGUAGGUGGUGGGGCACGCUUCAACGGUCGACAUGUCGGUGGGCCUCUUGCGCGAAAAGCCCCGUUAUUCGACCGAAGAUGAUCUUUUCGAGAUAUCUGUUCCCGUGCCUUACUGCUCGAUCGCGCUGUUACAAAGGGUAAACAAUUCCUUCAUGAAAUUCCGAAAAGGGAGAGUUGAAACACGCGACAUUGAGCUACAAGUUUUAAAAAUUAUCAGUUUUACUAGAAACAGAUCGAAGCAUGUGUUGGUAGCUGCGCCUCGAAAAACUUCAGUCAGCAUAUUUAUAUGGAUUCAAGACAAGCAUUUCAACUCAUCUUCUACUUGUGAUUUUCAGAAGAAGAUGGGAGCCGGCUGGGAGCCCAAUCCAUUCGUUGUCCCGCCUAUUACUUACGAGAACUACACUAAUAAGUACAACUCACAUUUCGUUAAUCGUGCCUAA
Molecule: messenger RNA, 2095 nt
Organism: Caenorhabditis auriculariae
Lineage: Eukaryota; Metazoa; Nematoda; Chromadorea; Rhabditida; Rhabditidae
Source: the annotation of a GenBank genome assembly